UUUCAGAAGGCAGUUCCGGUGUUUUAUUGGUACCAGCAUGAAGAUUGCUAGUUUUGACAUCUUUUUUCAGGCAUUGGUGCUAAUAUUAGACAUUCAUUUGGUUCACAGUCUCACUAUUUCUGUAUUCAAGUGGGUGGGAAACGACGUGUCUUUGGAGUGUAUCUGUCGCAAAUCAAACGAAGAGCGUUUGUCUGGUAUUGGUUGGAGCAGGAAGCGAAGCAGCGAACGGGAUUUUGUUGACAUUGCAAGCAAAGACGUUAAGAAUGGUUGGAUGGGGUACGCACCUGGGGAGGGUACUUUACUGCAGAAGAGAACGGUGUUGAGAUUCGGUUUGUGUAAGUUCAUCAUCACAUACAUGGAGAUUAGGCGCGAGGAUGAAGCUACGUACAGAUGUACUGUGAACUACUUCGUCAACGGUUCGUUCUAUAACAAAACUAACGAACUGUCUUUAGAAGUAAAAGUUCCUUGCAAACUAAAGUGUGAAAAUGGCGGAAGUCCUAACGAUGUCUGUAACAAGUGUAACUGCGAUGGAAAUUGGAAAGGAAGUGCAUGUCGUGAAUGUGGACUAACUUGUCUGAAUGGUGGUACACCGCUUAAAACGUGCACUGUAUGCACCUGCCCUUCAAGAUUCAAAGGACCCACAUGCAGUGAGUCUGUUCCUUGCAAACUAAAGUGUGAAAAUGGCGGAAGUCCUAACGAAGUCUGUAAUAAGUGUAACUGCGUUGGAAAUUGGAAAGGAAGUACAUGUCGAGAAUGUGGACUAACUUGUUUGAAUGGUGGUACACCACUUACAACAUGCACUAAAUGCACCUGCCCUUCAAGAUUCAGAGGACACACAUGCAGUGAGUCUGUUCCUUGCAAACUAAAGUGUGACAAUGGCGGAAGUCCUAACGAUGUCUGUAAGAAGUGUAACUGCGUUGGAAAUUGGAAAGGGAGUACCUGUGGUGAAUGUGGAGUAACGUGUUUGAAUGGUGGUACACCGCUUACAACGUGCACUGAAUGCACCUGCCCUCCAAGAUUCAAAGGACCCACAUGCAGUGAAUCAGUUCCUUGCAAACUAAAGUGUGAAAAUGGCGGAAGUCCUAACGAUGUCUGUAACAAGUGUAACUGCGAUGGAAAUUGGAAAGGAAGUGCAUGUCGUGAAUGUGGAGUAACUUGUUUGAAUGGUGGUACACCACUUCAAACCUGCACUGAAUGCACAUGCCCUUCAAGAUUCAAAGGACCCACAUGCAGUGAGUCUGCUCCUUGCAAACUAAAGUGUAAAAAUGGCGGAAUUCCUAACGAUGUCUGUAAGAAGUGUAACUGCGUUGGAAAUUGGAAAGGAAGUACAUGUCGUGAAUGUGGAUUAACCUGUUUGAAUGGUGGUACACCGCUUAAAGCGUGCACUGGAUGCACCUGCUCUUCAAGAUUCAAAGGACCCACAUGCAGUGAGUCUGGUGAAUGUGGACUAACUUGUUUGAAUGGUGGUACACCACUUACAACAUGCACCGAAUGUACCUGCCCUUCACGAUUCAAAGGACCCACAUGCAGGGAGUCUGUUCUUUGCAAACUAAAGUGUAAAAAUGGUGGAAGUCCUAACGAUGUCUGUGAGAAGUGUAACUGCGUUGGAAAUUGGAAAGGAAGUACAUGUCAUGAAUGUGGAGUAACUUGUUUGAAUGGUGGUACACCGCUUAAAACAUGUACUGCAUGCACCUGCCCUUCAAGAUUCAAAGGACCCACAUGCAGUGAAUCUGUGGAUGACGAAUCUUCUGGUCCUAAUUGGGUAUUGAUCGUUUCAAUCCUGUUUCUUCUCUUGCUCCUGUUGAUCAUCAUCAUCAUCCUCAUCAUAUGUUGGAGAAGACGACGUCGACAACAAACUGGAGACGGGCAGACCUAUGUGCCAUUUGAUGAAACAAGCCCUCAGGCACUGGGUCAGAGCACACGGAAAAAGAAGUCAAAGUCCCAUUCACGCUCAAAAAAAAAGGGUAAAUCUAAGCACAGAUCUAGGUCAUCUUCCAAGAAAGGGCACAAAAACAAGUCCUCAAAGAGUGCGAGUAAAAAAUCCUCGAAGAAACAGAGUCAUAAGUCCUGAUAGGGAUAGAGCAACUGGACAAAACUCGGAGUGACGCCGACACAAAUCCUUCGAAGAAACAGAGUCAUAAGUCCUGAUAGGGAUAGAGCAACAGGACAAAACCUGGAGUGACGCCGACACAAAUCCUUCGAAGAAACAGUCAUAAGUCCUGAUAGGGAUAGAGCAACACGACAAAACCUGGAGUGACGCCGACACAAAUCCUUCGAAGAACAGUGAAAAAGAGAUCCUGUCCUCGUGUAAAAAAACGUGUUAAUUUAUUCAUUAUUCAUUAUUUGAUGAUGUUCUGUAAUGCAAAUUUAAUGGAGAGAUGUAAAUAAAGUGUAAAG
This is a messenger RNA of Gigantopelta aegis, 2397 nucleotides long. RefSeq names its product multiple epidermal growth factor-like domains protein 11. Lineage: Eukaryota; Metazoa; Mollusca; Gastropoda; Neomphalida; Peltospiridae. The transcript has 20 exons. Gene Ontology annotation, cellular component: cell surface; extracellular region. Gene Ontology annotation, molecular function: signaling receptor binding. The record is from RefSeq and is a predicted model, not a curated record. Bases 38 to 2071 code for a protein of 677 amino acids. Gene Ontology annotation, biological process: anatomical structure development.